This is a messenger RNA of Conger conger (European conger), 1854 nucleotides long. RefSeq names its product retinol binding protein 3 (gene rbp3). NCBI's taxonomy places the organism in Eukaryota, Metazoa, Chordata, Actinopteri, Anguilliformes, Congridae. The record is from RefSeq and is a predicted model, not a curated record. Gene Ontology annotation, biological process: proteolysis. Bases 1 to 1854 code for a protein of 617 amino acids. The transcript is spliced from 4 exons. Gene Ontology annotation, molecular function: retinol binding; serine-type peptidase activity.
AUGGCCAGAGCUCUGCUGCUGCUGGCCUCACUCGUGGUCUUCGGCAAUGUUUUCACCGUCCGCUCUGCCUUCUCGCCAUCACUCAUCGUUGACAUGGCAAAGGUUUUUAUGGAUAACUAUGCCUUCCCGGAGAAACUGGCUGGCAUGCAGGAGGCCAUAGCUGAAGCUAGCAGCAACACAGAAAUUCUCAAUAUUCCCGAUGCAGAAACCCUGGCCUCCGUGCUGACUGCCGGUGUGCAGACCACCAUCAACGACCAACGAGUGGUCGUCUCCUACGAGCCAAACUAUGUACCUAUUUCUGCUCCUGCCGUCCCCCCUCUCCCUCCGGACCAGCUCAUCGACAUCAUCAAGAGCUCAGUCAAGCUAGACAUUCUGGAGAACAACGUCGGCUACAUGCGGAUUGACCACAUCAUGGGAGAGGCGAUGGCUGAGAAGAUUGGGCCCCUCCUACUGGAAAAUAUCUGGAACAAAGUCCUCCCAACAUCGGCGCUGAUCUUUGACCUCCGCCACGCAGCCACCGGGGAGGUGUCGGGCAUUCCGUACAUCGUGUCUUACUUCACCGAUGCCGAACCUGCCAUACACAUCGACGACGUGUACGACCGCACCUCCGACACCACCACAGAGCUGUGGUCCCUGUCCACGCUCCUCGGCCAGAGGUAUGGCACCACCAAAGACCUGAUCAUCCUGACCAGCAAGCACACCUCAGGCAUCGCUGAGGACGUCGCCUAUGCCCUGAAAAGCCUGAAAAGGGCCACCAUUGUGGGUGAGAAAACCGCUGGCGGGUCUGUGAAAAUCAGCAAGCUCAAGGUCGGAGACACGGACUUCUACGUCACAGUGCCCGUGGCCAAGUCAACCAGCCCCAUCACGGGGAAGACCUGGGAAGGUGUGGGGGUGACGCCCUGCGUCGCAGUGGAUUCGACGGAAGCGCUGGAUGUCGCGGUGAAAAUCAUCGGCCUCCGGACCCAGAUCCCUGCCAUCGUCCAGGCAGCGGCCGGCUUGGUGGCCGAAAACUAUGCCUUCGCACAGAUCGGCGGGGACGUGGCGGAGAAGCUGAGGGGGCUCGCGGCGAAGGGUCACUACGGCAUGAUCAACUCUGAGGAGGGGCUGAAGGCUAAGCUCUCUGCGGAUCUCAUUGAGCUGUCUGGAGACAGAAACCUGAAGACUGCAGGCAAUACCAUUGCUAUGCUCCCCCUUGAGAAUCCAACCCCUGAGAUGAUAGCCGAGCUGAUCAAGCUGUCCUUCCACACGGAUGUGUUGGAGAACAACAUUGGCUACCUUCGCUUUGACAUGUUUGGCGACUUUGACCAAGUUGCUGCCAUAGCCCAGGUCAUCGUGGACCACGUCUGGAGUAAAAUUGUGAACACAGAUGCUUUGAUCUUAGACCUCAGGUACAACGUAGGUGGACCCACCACCUCCAUCGCAGGCUUUUGUUCCUAUUUUUUUGAUGCUGACAAACAAAUCGUGUUGGACAAACUGUACGACCGCCGCACUGGCACCACCAGCGAAAUGGUCACCCUGCCACAGCUCACUGGCCACCGUUACGGACUGAAAAAGAGCCUGAUCGUCCUCACGAGCAGCGUGACAACUGGGGCCGCGGAAGAGUUUGUUUACAUCAUGAAGAAGGUUGGCAGGGCCAUGAUCAUUGGGGAGGUGACCAAUGGAGGCAGCCACCCUCCUGAGAAGUUCCGUGUGGGCACGACCGACGUCUUCCUGAGCAUUCCCGUCAUCCACUCGGACACCACGCAGGGUCCUGCCUGGGAGGGGGCCGGAAUCAGCCCACACAUCCCCGUACCUGCAGAUACUGCCCUGGACAAGGCCAAAGAGAUUCUCACCAAGCACCUCACUGGCCAGUAA